AUGGACUACUUUGUGUACGAACCAGAACUACGGCUUCUCUGCUGCCGUACAUGCCAGACCGCGGUUACACGGAAACAAAUUAAGGUACAUCUUCGUAACAGUCCGCACACUCUUAGCGGUCAGGAGAUCAGAGAGAUAGAAGCGUGGGCGUUAGGUCAUGUUAUCUUCCGUAAUCAGCAAGAGGUCCACGACGGUCUACCAUCCAGGCCAGACGACGCACCGGCCAUCGCAGCGUUAGGUCCGCCAGGUAUAGGUGGUUUCCGGUGCGAGUUCGUGGUCGAAGAUAGUAGAGACCGGCGGCGGAUCCGAGAAUAUCUCAGGGUCAAGCAUGGCUGGGACUUGGGACUCAAGGGUGGACGUCGCUCUACUACCACGGCGGAGGAGGAACGAAGUAUCAGUCCGUGGAGGACGGGCGUCCAUCACCAGCGACUAUUCACAAGCGGACUCGGGAGCGAGCUGUUCGAGGUGGCAAGGGGGCUGCGUCUUGAACAAGCAAGGGUGCAAGAGGACGAGCCCCACGUCCGACUCCAGCGGGCCAUCGAGGCGUUCCAGAACAAGGGCGACGAUAUCCGAAGUCGAGAGGCGGAGCGCAUCGACGAAGAGGACGACGUCAACGCGCCCAACCCGUGGCUUCGUCGGCUCGGCUCCGCUCUUCACUUGAAGGCGUUCAGCGGGAGAAAGGAUUUCUUAAGGGACUUGAUCGCCAUGGAAUACGACGUCGACCCCGACGACCCAGACAAGUCCGACGACGCCCAACUGCGGUUCGUGCACAUGGCAUUCGAUCGGCUGGUCGACCACGCCAAGGCCGUCAUCACCCCCAGCGUGGUCACUUGGAAUGCUCUGUUCGAAGUGAACCGUACCGAGCUGUCGAAAGAGAGGACGAAGCCGUUCCACUUCCGGUUUAAGCCCGAAACACAGAGGAGGUACGGACUCGUAGUCAAGCAGCUGCUCGCUUACUUCGUACGCUGCAUGUCUCUCGAUAACGAGGCGGAUCGACCACCGUUCAAGCUUAGCACGAGGCAGCAGACUGCGUAUAAUGCCGUGAUGGACCAUGCAGACGAUCUGGCCGAGGCUUGGAACGAGGGCGGCCGUGACCCGGACGCACCCGGUAUCGCCGGGCUUCUCGACGGGCUCGAGACGGCCGUUCUCGAGUUGUACAUCUCCGUUCUCGACCACUUCACCAAGGACUCCGAGUACGACAGCGUUCUCGUCAGCUUCUUGACCGUUCUCAGCAUACGGGCGGACGGGGCGUGGGAAGGGUACGGUGGGUUCACGCCGAAGCUCUCCGCUAUCAUGGCGAUCUCCCGGCUCUGCAUCGUCAAACAUGCGGUGGACCAGCGAGCUAAGGCGGUGAAGCAAAAGAUGCGGCAGGGCCAAAGCCAGGAGGAGGCCGAAGAUAAUAGCCCGAGCCAUUUUGCGCUUAUAUCGGAUAUGACCCGGCGGUUCAUGGUCGGCGGGGGCGAGGGCUGGGAGACGACGCCGACGCAGUUCAUCAUCCGGCUCCGUAACUUCGGCAUAGCCAUACAGAAUAAUACGGCUAUGCACGGCUCGGUAUGCUGGGAUAGGAUCGGCGGCCGAACUGGGGCUGCCGGCGAUCCCGUGGGCCGAGCUCUUGGACAACGCGGCGGACGAAACGGUCGGGCGCUCGCUCGUCGACCAGCUCUUCCAACGCGACGGGGGCGUCAGCCGAGGAUGGGUGAUCAAGAAGAUCGUACAGGACGACGGCUUACGGUCCCGGUGGGUCACGUCCACGAACGACGGCGGCUUGACGCUGCACCCCAUGCCGGCAUAUCGAUACGGGCUCCGGGUCGAGAAGGCGCUGGAGCUUCUGGCGGUUCUCGUGCACAUCAGCAGCGGGUUCCCGUUGCGGGCGUGGGAGCUUCUCGUGGUGCGGCACCGGAACACGUGUAA
This is a messenger RNA of Colletotrichum phormii, 1911 nucleotides long. RefSeq lists its product as uncharacterized. The transcript has 3 exons. The record is from RefSeq and is a predicted model, not a curated record. Lineage: Eukaryota; Fungi; Ascomycota; Sordariomycetes; Glomerellales; Glomerellaceae. The coding region runs from base 1 to 1911 and encodes 636 amino acids.